This is a messenger RNA of Protopolystoma xenopodis, 318 nucleotides long. NCBI's taxonomy places the organism in Eukaryota, Metazoa, Platyhelminthes, Monogenea, Polystomatidea, Polystomatidae. The record is from the annotation of a GenBank genome assembly.
AUGGGCUUGGACAUAGAAGAACUGGAAGAUGUGGAGUCUGAUGCAGGACUUGGAAACGGAGGUCUUGGACGUCUCGCUUCCUGCUUCCUUGAUUCUAUGGCGACCCUUGGGUUGUCCGCUUAUGGCUAUGGCCUUCGUUAUGACUACGGAAUCUUCGAACAGACCAUUAAAGAUGGUUGGCAGGUGGGCUUUGUCUGCCUCUUGACCCCUCUUAUUCAUGCGUUUUUUUCUAUAUACUGGAGUGCUCAUCCGUUUUACAAAAUCUCAUUGGGAAACAACCGAUCACACCUAGUUACUUUGUAUUCUCGUUCUCACUAG